AUGACUCAACACUUAAAGGACAAGGGCUCGAAAUGGCAAACUGUAAUAGCCGGGUCGACCGCAGGACUGGUGUCGAGGUUCGUUGUCGCACCGCUUGAUGUCGUCAAGAUCCGGCUGCAGCUGCAGUCCCACUCCCUUUCCGACCCGCUCUCGCUCAUGAAGCUUCCUCCCGGUUCCCCGGUCUACAAGGGCCUCGUCCGUACCGCUCGAGACAUCAUCAGAGAUGAGGGCUUUACAGCUCUAUGGAAGGGCAACGUCCCUGCCGAGAUCAUGUACAUGGUUUAUUCGGCCGCACAGUUUUCAGCAUACCGUGCCACCGCCGAGGCGAUACGCCCAUACUUCGGUAAUAGCAAGACCAACCCUCAUAUAGAGUCCCAGAUCUCGUGGAUCGCCGGUACGGCGGCCGGCUUGGCAGGUACAACCGCGUCUUACCCGCUCGAUCUCCUCCGAACCCGUUUCGCUGCCCAGGGAAACGACCGAGUAUACACAUCAUUCUUCCGAUCUUUCGGUGAGAUCUACAGAGAUGAAGGACUCCAGGGCUUCUUCCGUGGCAUCGUCCCCACUCUCUUGAAUGCUGGCCCCGGCAUGGGCAUUUACUUUCUCACCUAUGAAGCAAUUCGUCCUCCCGAUGUCAGGAAGGGCGAGGACGAGGGGAAGCGCAUCAUUCCCCGGAUGCCCUGGGGCUUCGACAAGUUUCUGGCAGGUAGUCUCUCCAGCUUCAUCGCGAAGACCGCCGUCUUCCCCUUCGAUAUCGUCCGCAAGCGAAUGCAGGUGCAGGGCCCGACGCGAGGACGAUACAUCCACAAGAACAUUCCGGAGUACACGAGUACCGUCGGAGCUCUCAGGACCAUCCUAGCCACCGAAGGUUUUAGGGGAUUGUACCGGGGUCUCUUUGUCACGCUGCUCAAGCACGCGCCUGCAAGCGGUGUGACGCUAUGGGUGUACGAGAACACCUUGCGCGGCCUUAUGGCGUUGGACCAGGCUGUUGAGCGAAAGCUUUGA
Scedosporium apiospermum is the source of this 1002-nucleotide messenger RNA. RefSeq names its product Mitochondrial thiamine pyrophosphate carrier 1. The coding region runs from base 1 to 1002 and encodes 333 amino acids. Lineage: Eukaryota; Fungi; Ascomycota; Sordariomycetes; Microascales; Microascaceae. Gene Ontology annotation, molecular function: thiamine transmembrane transporter activity. Gene Ontology annotation, cellular component: mitochondrial inner membrane. The record is from RefSeq and is a predicted model, not a curated record. The transcript has 3 exons. Gene Ontology annotation, biological process: thiamine pyrophosphate transmembrane transport.